AUGCGUUCCAUCCUCCUCGCUGGCGCUGCUCUCGUAGCCACAGCAUUGGCUCGAACAGUCCCUCACCGUUCGUUGGCUGCCAGGCAGAACGGAGGCCUUCCCAGCACUUUCAGCUGGACAUCGAGCGACAUCCUAGUCAGGCCCAAGAACGAUGGUCGCAACCUCGCUGGUAUCAAAGACCCCUCAAUCAUCGAGUAUGAGGGCGUAUACCAUGUCUUUGCCAGUACAGCAAAAGAGGAGGGCUACAACCUGAUGUACUUUAAUUUCACCGACUUCGACAAGGCACAAGAGGCGCCAUUCUACUAUCUUGACCAGAGCGCCAUCGGUACCGGCUACAGGGCUGCACCUGAAGUUUUCUACUUUGCUCCCCAAAAGCUCUGGUACCUUGUCUACCAGAACGGCAAUGCUGCAUACAGCACCAACCCAGACAUCUCCAACCCUGCAGGCUGGUCUGCUCCGGAAGUCUUCUACCCCAACGGCACCCCCGCUCUCAUUGCAGAGGGCCUUCUCACCCCUCAGCAAGGCUACUGGGUCGACAUGUGGGUCGUAUGCGACGAAGCCAACUGCCAUCUCUUCUCCCACGAUGACAACGGCCGCCUCUACCGCAGCCAAACGACCGUUGCCCAGUUCCCUGCUGGAAUGAGCGAGCCUGUCAUCACCCUCUCAGAGCCCAACAAGAACGACCUCUUCGAAGCGGCCACUGUGUACCGCGUCGACAACAGCACCUACCUCCUACUUGUCGAGUGCAUCGGUCAAGGAGAUUCCCCCGGUGGCCUACGUUACUUCCGCUCCUGGACUUCUUCCUCGCUCGAGGCCGACGAGUGGAAGCCGCUUGCCGCUACCCAGCAGAACCCCUUCAUGGGUGAGGCGAAUGUCGAGUUUGCCAAUGGAAACAGGUGGUCGGACAGUAUUAGCCAUGGAGAGUUGAUUAGGUCUCAGGUUGACCAGACGCUCUCGAUCAAGCCGUGUGGUAUGAGGUUCUUGUACCAGGGUAUCGAUCCUCAGGCGACCGGGAGCUACAACGCGCUGCCGUGGAACCUGGGUCUGUUGACCCAGACUGGCAACACCACCUGCUAG
Alternaria incomplexa is the source of this 1077-nucleotide messenger RNA. RefSeq lists its product as uncharacterized. The transcript is spliced from 2 exons. Gene Ontology annotation, biological process: L-arabinose metabolic process. The record is from RefSeq and is a predicted model, not a curated record. Bases 1 to 1077 code for a protein of 358 amino acids. Lineage: Eukaryota; Fungi; Ascomycota; Dothideomycetes; Pleosporales; Pleosporaceae. Gene Ontology annotation, molecular function: alpha-L-arabinofuranosidase activity.